AUGCCACUGCAGAAUCGAAAAUCCCAAGGCACAGAACCACCGCCGCCGAGAAACGCGACAGGCCACCCGCUACCACGACGAGCUUCGCCAGGGAAUUCUGUGACCUUGAAGCACCACCAACUCGCCCGCGAUGCGUUUCUCAGAGCAAGCUCCGGUUCGUCGCCCGCGGCGAACCCAAGCAAUGUAACAAGUUCGCCGCGCCGUAAUUCCUCGGGGGAGAGUCACGAAACAGGCCAGAGUGACCCGAAAAAAUGGUUUGAUUUGUCAAACCAAAACCCAACUGCAACGUUUGACAACAAUGCCAUGGAUGUCGAUCCCCCGUUUUUCCAGAAAGAAUCAGAUGAGUCGAGUGGAGACAAAUCGUACCGGUUCCAACAUCCGCCGCCUCCACGACUUGCGACUGGCGAGAGUAGCAGCGCGGAUGACUACCGCAGCGUGAUUGAUGAUCUUACCGUCGAAAUCCAGAAGUUGAAGGAAGAGUUGAAGAGGUACAAGCAAAAAGGGCCCGAAAUGCUCCGGAAGGACAAGCUUUUUGAAAUCAAGUACCAUGGGCUUCCAAAGCGUAGGAGACGAGAGUUGGAAACCACGCUGCGUGACUUCGCGGCCAGCAUUCAAGGCUCUCCGGAUGCCUCGUCGUCCCAGCGGAAGAAGUCAUUGCGACACACCACUCGCGAUCACAUGUACUCGGCUUCGGGAUCCGCCUCCAAACACGCCUCUUCUUGUUCUGGCUCUAAUGUUAGACCAGUAGACUCUGCAUACGCCUCCAUGUCAAGCGGUGCCAAUUCUGCCGGAGUGUCGCUCGGCCGCCCAAGUGUGGGCUCGCGUGUCAUAUCUGACCAAAAGGUAGAGAAUUACCUGCGCGACAUUCCCGAGGGCUUUUACCCCCGCCACAUGGUUUUGACGGACAGGGACAGAAAACGGCUAGUGGUAAGACGCCUGGAACAAUUGUUUACUGGUAAAAUUGGGGGUCGACAUGCGCGUCGAGCCAGACAGAGACCAACCGAUGGUUCUGGCGAUGUGGAUGGGGUACCAGCCGAUGUUGACUCUCAAGGUCAACCCUAUGCAGCCAAACAGCAGUCCGCUCCCACUAUCAAUACCGCUGCCGCCAGCAAUCCAGAGCCGUCACGGGAGGCCAAGAUUUUACCCACGGAGCAACAGCAACAAGCCGGCCCAUCUUGCAAGAAGAGCCGAUCGCGAGGCAAUGGCUCCGCGUCCAACUCCAACGGCGAUCAGACGGAGUCUGGCGGCAAUGGGAACAGCAGUGGCUCAGGAACCAAUCCCUCGCCAACUCAACCGCCGGUCCCCGACCAGCGGCCCACACGUGUAAAGGAUUUGGACCCGGAUCGAACUCAAGUUCCCUCUGAAAAUAUGGAGUACAUUCGACACUUGGGCUUGGUUCCUCCCGAACUUAUAACAGAGUCGAGUCAAAAUAACCUAGAUGUCAAGCCGGAUGCCGAGGGUUGGGUAUAUUUGAACCUGCUGUGUAACAUGGCCCAGUUGCACAUUAUCAAUGUCACUCCAAGCUUCGUACGAUCCGCUGUCAACGAAAUCAGUACCAAGUUUCAGCUUUCACCCGAUGGUCGCAAGAUUCGUUGGCGGGGUGGUCAGGAUGGUACCAAGUUUUCUAGUGACAGCUCCAAUGAAAGUUCCCAGAGGAGCCCCGGCACAGAAGACUCUGACUCAGGCCAGCGCAAGAGGCAGAAGACUGGAAACCUGACAGCAGAUGACGUCCAGUCUGGUGGAAGUUCAAAAGGUCGCUCCAAGUUCGGUCCCCAAGUGUCUGCUUCGUCGGAUAGCUUUCAUUACAAGCCGCUCUUUGUCCACAGUGGUUCUCCUAACGGGGAGACGUCCCUGGACGAAACUCUGUCAUCCUUUGGGCCCAUUGACGAAAGCAAUAUAGACGAUUCGCGAUGGAACCUCAGUGGCUCCGGCACGUCGAAUCGUCGGAAGCGCCGCCAUGAUGGCGCUAUUAUCUACUACAGCGGCGCGCCGUUUUGCACUGAUCUUUCUGGCGAUCCUGGUGACACUUCUCCCGCAACGUACAUGUUGUCCAGCGGCCAAGAUCGCCAAGACUCCCAGGAGCAAUCUUCUCGCCCGAUGAUGUACCGAUCUACGUCUGGUUCGUGCCUGGGCUACCGUCCACUGGGCGAGAAGAAUCGCGGCGUUGACGCCAGUUUGAGCAUGGACGUUGACAACAGCGACAAUACUCCGGACCUCACGGGCGACUCGGAUUCCGAAUCAAGCUCUUCUGAUAUGGAGUUUCCAUGGUCCUGCGCACAACAGUUUAUUGAAGUGCACCCACUAGAACCUUGCGGUCUGGGUGGCGUCAUGCCAGAUGACCACUUCAUGGUGGUUGUUACCACGAAGCGGCCCACGACAGAAACUUCGGCGUCAGAUUACCAGUUGACAUUAGCAAGAAUGUCGGACGAAGCCACCGACUUCAUAAUUGGCCGAUUAGCAAGCAUGUCUACUUCAUCACCGGCCCCGCUUCCUACAAAUCUGCAAAACGCCCACCCCGUGGAAAUCGAAUACAUGUCGGGGAGGAUCAAGAGACUUGCUCCAGUGCCGCUGCCCCCACCAGUUAUUUUCCUCCCUCCGUUUAGUACGGACAUGUCAAGUUCUGGAGACGAUGAUUUCGGCUCCGAGGACGAUGACGACGCCCUCGAGUCCUCGGAAGAGCUGAUGAGCCGAGCUGUCAAUCCACAUCAGUCAGACGGCUACCCGGAUGGUGUGGAUUUGAGCAGUGGUGACGAAGACGGUGAAGAACCUGAUGAGGACGAUGCCGCUACCCGAAUAUAUGAUCGAAUGGACACGGAUGAAGGGCCGAAUUUCAAGCGUCCCACUGUGAGUGCCAAGCGGCCCUCGAUUAGCAGCGCGGAGGCUGCACCUGGAAGCGUUCGAUGCAGAAGCAAAAGCGCAAGUGCCGUAUUUCGAACGAGCGGCAGUUCAGCUGCAACCGCAGGCGGAUUGGAAAGCGGAUACAGCAGUAGCGACGAAGAGAGUUGA
Messenger RNA from Metarhizium album ARSEF 1941, 3006 nucleotides. RefSeq names its product Frequency clock protein. The record is from RefSeq and is a predicted model, not a curated record. The transcript is spliced from 2 exons. NCBI's taxonomy places the organism in Eukaryota, Fungi, Ascomycota, Sordariomycetes, Hypocreales, Clavicipitaceae. Gene Ontology annotation, biological process: circadian rhythm; regulation of DNA-templated transcription. The coding region runs from base 1 to 3006 and encodes 1001 amino acids. Gene Ontology annotation, cellular component: nucleus; cytoplasm.